Armigeres subalbatus is the source of this 1998-nucleotide messenger RNA. RefSeq lists its product as uncharacterized. Gene Ontology annotation, molecular function: nucleic acid binding; zinc ion binding. Bases 1 to 1998 code for a protein of 665 amino acids. The record is from RefSeq and is a predicted model, not a curated record. The transcript has a single exon. NCBI's taxonomy places the organism in Eukaryota, Metazoa, Arthropoda, Insecta, Diptera, Culicidae.
AUGGUCAACCACUCCAAGGAGUUUCAGAGCUCAUCGUUAUUCAUAUCCUUUCGGCCGCACUCGACCAAGAAACAAAGGGAGCUGUGGGAAGCUACGAUCGAACAUGGAGAACUACCCACUUAUGACGAUACCAUUGAAUUCCUACGAAAACGUUGUCUCAUUUUGGAGCGAUGUGAGUCGAUCAUACCAGCGAUGCCUGCAUCCAAGCAAGUGCCUGCUAAGCCAGCAUCAUCGGGCAAGGGCUCAAAAAUCUCUGUAGCAGUGACCACAUCCAACGAGAUCAUCUGUGAAUUGUGUAACGGGGACCAUCCAAAUUUCAAGUGCAAUGCAUUCAAAAACAUGACCAUUGCUCAACGGCUGGCAAAGGCUCGAGAUGCCAAAGUUUGUUUCAACUGUUUGCGCAAGGGCCAUAUGAUUCGAACGUGUCCAUCGCAGCGCUUGUGUGCGAAAUGCAACAAGAAACACCAUAGUAUGCUUCACCAAGAUCAACCGGAAGACGCUGUACAACUGGUGCCGAAAGAAAACCCUACGGUUUGCUUGGAAGUUGUUGGCAACGUGGAAGCAGAUCAACAGGAAAAUGGAAGUGUAUCGGUGACUACAUCUUGUCUCGGUGGAGAAAUUAUUCGGGCUCCUAAACAGGUACUUCUUCAAACGGCAGUGAUAGAUGUUUUUGAUGCACGAGGUCGUCCUCAUCCUUGCCGUGCCCUAUUGGAUUCCGGGUCACAGGCACACAUCUUGUCACAGGCGAUGGCCCGAAAGCUCGGGAUGCCAAUUCUGAAAUGCAACAUAACUGUUAUUGGUGCGAAUGCAAUGAAGACACAUGUAAAUAAGAGGAUGAACCUGAAUUUCUCGUCAAGAUACUGCGAUUUCCAAGAUAGCAUCGCAUGCUUGAUCUCCGAUCGACCAACAGGAAACGUUCCGUCUGCAGAGAUUAACGUGUCGUCGUGGAAUAUACCAUCUGGAAUCAAGUUGGCGGAUCCGGACUUCUUUCAACCACAUGAAAUUGAUUUGGUGCUAGCUUCGGAUUUCGUCUGGAAUAUGCUUCGUUCUGGUAAGGUAGUAUUAUCCAAUGGUACUGCAUCACUACGAGAAACUGAUCUGGGCUGGAUCAUCACAGGUACAUACGACCUGUACCAACAAGUGAGUGGCACUAUGUUGUUCUCUAAUGUGGCUGUCCAAGACCAAUUGGCGGAACAAAUAGAAAGAUUUUGGUUGGUUGAAGAUGUGGCUGAGUCUUCUUAUAAUACCGAAGAGCAAGCAGUUGAAGAGCAUUUCCUGCAAACAUAUCGACGGGAUGAAUCUGGCCGAUUUGUGGUUCAGAUGCCAUUUCGGGAGGAAGUUGAGGAACUUGAAGACAACCGAAGUCUUGCAUUAAAACGAUUCUUUGCCUUAGAAAGGAAACUGUCACGGAAUACUGAGCUGCGUGAUGAGUAUCUUGCGUUCAUGAGAGAGUACGAAUUACUUGGUCACUGCAAAGAAAUCAAGGAAGAAGACGAUGUUUUCGGAGUACCACGGUACUACUUACCUCACCAUGCGGUUUUCAAAUUGGCCAGCUCUUCAACAAAGUUAAGAGUAGUGUUUGACGCAAGUGCUAAGGCAUCCAAAUACUCCCUCAACGACGUCAUGAAAACAGGCCCAACUGUGCAAAACGACAUAUUUUCCGUGAAUCUUCGUUUCCGACAACAUGUAUUUGGUUUCUCCGGUGACGUAACAAAAAUGUACCGGCAAAUUUUGAUCGAUAGUUUCCACACCAGAUUUUUGAGGAUUUUCUGGAGGGAGGAUACGUCGAAACCGCUGAGGGUGCUGGAGCUUCUCACUGUGACAUAUGGAACGGCAGCUGCACCGUUUCUGGCGACAAGAUGUUUGGUACAGUUGGCAACUGAGGAGGAACAUCGCUUUCCGAUUGCAUCGAAGAUGGUUUUAAAAGAUGUGUACGUGGAUGACAUGCUAUCCGGAGCGGACACAGAAGAGGAAGCAAAACAGCGUUUAUUGAAGUGA